CAUUAUAAACUGCCACAAAUAUGUAAAUAAUAUGAAAGUGGGGUCCUGCCAUCUUUCCGCAUCUAAGUAUAUAAGUAGACCACUGCAUCUGAAAUAUUGUCAAAAUACAUCGUCCAUUCAAAAGACCAACAUGAAGAAAGUUGUAGCUGUUCUUGUCGCUUUGGUGGCUGUAGCUGCGGCCGCCCCACAAAGGAGCCCCGAAGCUGACGCGCAAGUACUCAGAUUCGACCUGGAUAAUAUUGGUGUUGAUGGUUACAGCUACGCUUACGAAACAAGUAACAGAAUCCAAGCGCAAGAACAAGGACAAUUGAUCAAUGCUGGAACUGAUAACGAAGCUAUCGCCGUACGUGGAUCCUACCAAUACGUAGGCCCUGAUGGACAAACCUAUCAAGUUACCUACAUUGCUGACGAAAACGGCUUCCAACCACAAGGUGCCCAUUUGCCCCACUAAAUUAGGUUUAUUUAUGUUAUUUAUGUUGAAAUAAAAAAGUAUUUUAUAAA
This is a messenger RNA of Aethina tumida (small hive beetle), 501 nucleotides long. Its product is annotated as flexible cuticle protein 12-like. Gene Ontology annotation, molecular function: structural constituent of chitin-based larval cuticle. Lineage: Eukaryota; Metazoa; Arthropoda; Insecta; Coleoptera; Nitidulidae. Gene Ontology annotation, cellular component: chitin-based extracellular matrix. The coding region runs from base 32 to 451 and encodes 139 amino acids. The transcript is spliced from 3 exons. The record is from RefSeq and is a predicted model, not a curated record.